AUGUUAGAAAGAAUUAGAAGUACUGGUGAAUUGAGCAAACAAGAUGAUGCUGAAUUGAAGAGUAUCUUAGAAGUCUUCAUUCCAGAAGCUGGUCUUGCUAUGAAAUAAUGAUAAAUAACAAUAAAAAAAAUAUUUAAAAUCAAAAUAUAAAAAAGAAUU
Messenger RNA from Paramecium tetraurelia, 159 nucleotides. RefSeq lists its product as uncharacterized. The transcript is spliced from 2 exons. NCBI's taxonomy places the organism in Eukaryota, Ciliophora, Oligohymenophorea, Peniculida, Parameciidae. The record is from RefSeq and is a predicted model, not a curated record.